Cadophora gregata is the source of this 1150-nucleotide messenger RNA. RefSeq lists its product as uncharacterized. Bases 41 to 361 code for a protein of 106 amino acids. NCBI's taxonomy places the organism in Eukaryota, Fungi, Ascomycota, Leotiomycetes, Helotiales, Ploettnerulaceae. The transcript has a single exon. The record is from RefSeq and is a predicted model, not a curated record.
AGUCUAGUCUCGCUGUAGUCUCCGUACGGUUAGGAAGGGCAUGGGCAUGGAUACCAAGCCGGGGCGCUACAUCGCGCGAGCAAGGGCCCUGUUGGACCGUGAGUUUGUUCCAGGCUUCCAGCCCUCCCACUCCCUUCUCGCUAGCUUUGGCACAGUAAUCGAUUACGGUACUUCAACACAUCGUCUCACUUCCGUUGGCUCAUGGAGUCGCACUUGCAUCCACUCUGGCACUCACUGGCUGGCUCAUCGGCUGUUCCAUCCACUGUGCUGUGGAGAGUGUGAGCUGGGCCGGGCUGAUAUUCACAUGUUGCCUGGAAAGCCAGCAGCCUGUAGUGCCCAGGAGCCAGCCCCGACGGAGUAAAUUCACGACGUGUCACUGCACUGUGGUGCAUCGCUGUGCUACAUAGGCCCAGAGCUGACAAAUCGCGACAGCUCUGGAAGCGUCAUUUCAUCCACGAGCGUUCGCAACCCUGAAAGAAGAAACAGAGCAGAGCGUCUUCGCCGAUGCAAUGCAAUAUGGCUCAUAAGCACGCUGCGCCAAAACGCUCGAAAACAGCGCAUGAUGGACAGAUCUGCUGGAGCACAAGACAUUACAUCUUCCACUUUUCAGCGCCGCUCUCGUUCUGCCAGAUACACCGUAACAUCUUGGAAGCUACCCCUCGUUUGAGCCGAAAGCUUUGCGACUCAGACCUCUGCAAGCAUCAUCAUCAUGAGCUUCCAAAUCCGCUACGUAACCGCCCAGGUAUUCAGCCCAGUUCGUCGUCUUGGCCCAUCGAAUAGACUUCUCGUGCCCAAAGCUUAAACAAGUGGACCCCCACCGCGCGCUGCAAAUCUUUCAAAUAGUCUCACAAAUUUUCCCGACCUAAAGACCAAUCUCAGAAGCGAAAUUUUCACCGUCAUGCCACAUGGUUGUAAAAAUGGAAUAUAUCAGACUAUGGGGAAAUUUUUGCGUGGUACCUGGUUUCUAUGACCUAAGCGAGAGCUUUUCAGGGGACUUAAACGAGCUCUGGGCCCUGAUGACAAAGUUGACAGACUUGGCAGAGCGCAAGGAGUGACAUGGAAGAGUCCAAUGCUUUCGAGACACACAUUUUGAUAGUAGCUUCUGGAAAUGAUACUGUAGUAUGGUAGGCAACAAUACGUUAAGGAAACU